Clarias gariepinus (North African catfish) is the source of this 3219-nucleotide messenger RNA. It is a transcript of the gene incenp, whose product is annotated as inner centromere protein. Gene Ontology annotation, biological process: meiotic spindle midzone assembly; positive regulation of protein serine/threonine kinase activity; metaphase chromosome alignment. Lineage: Eukaryota; Metazoa; Chordata; Actinopteri; Siluriformes; Clariidae. The record is from RefSeq and is a predicted model, not a curated record. Gene Ontology annotation, cellular component: midbody; kinetochore; meiotic spindle midzone. Gene Ontology annotation, molecular function: protein serine/threonine kinase activator activity. The coding region runs from base 174 to 2807 and encodes 877 amino acids. The transcript has 21 exons.
AGCGGGUGGCUCGAAAAGACGAAUUCGUACAUAUCGGAGAGGAAUUAGCUAUUUGUUUUCGUAGCGCAGUCGGAUUUGGAUGUUUAGGAUAAAAGCGGACACGGAGUCAGAAGAAGACGUCAAGUGAACUGCUGGAUUAAUACAUUUUUUUUUUUAAGAAAAGGGACGCAGCCAUGAGUUCCCUGCCGGAGGCCACACGUUCCCUCGUGCAGGUGUUCAAUGGGAAGCUGCAGGAGUUCACCAAUGAGAUUGAAAGCAUUCACAUGGUAUGGCUGCAGGAGAUUCAGCAAGAGGCCAAGCGCAUGUUCUCCAGUGACUUUAGCACCGAGCCUGAGCUUAUGCCAAAAACCCCAUCACAGAAAAAGACAAACCGGAGGAAACGGGUGUCCACAGAGCUCAGUGACGCUAGGAGCAAAAGACGUUUUUCUAAAGGGAAACGCAGUAACCUUCGUCGUUCCUCUGUCCAGCUCACUCUAAAUUCAAUCUCUGAGUUGGUUACUACACAUGAACCAAGUAACAGUAAUGACAGCGGGGCUGAGGAACCUGCUCGUCGCACACGCCGUAAUAAAGCCACUGUAGCUGCAGACACAGAGCCGGUCAAGCGCAGCACACGCAACAGAGCAGCUGCUAAGGCAAAAGAGCAGCCCGAGAAGGUGGAGGAGGAGCUGGAAGCCGCUCCACAGCCACCUGAGGAUGUGUCGCAGGAAAAGGAGUAUGAGGUAGAGGAGUUGAGCAGCUCUUCAUCCCCUGUCCAGGCACUGAUGUCUGAGGUCGUGGUGAAAAUCCCCUCAGCUGAACGUCUUUCUGCUGAUAAGAUGCUUCAGUGCUCUCCUGGCCGCUCUGUACAAAAGAUUACCAUUGCAGCUGCAAGUGGUCAGGCAUCGACACGAAACUCGGCUCGACACUCACUGGUGAUGCGGCGCUCUCUGGCAGGCCUAAGGCACAGCAUGACUCAGGAAGCGGUACGCCGUGCUUCUCGUCGCUCAUUCUUGAAGAAGAAAGCCAGGCUGGGCAACUCUACAUGCAGCAGCACCGUCAGUGGGGACAUGUCUGUGGAUAUAGAACCAGAGGAAAAUGAGGAAGUGGUGGAGGACAGGAUGGAGGAGAUAGUUACUGAGGAAGAGCCCACAGCAGAAUCCAACGGUAAAACGGCGCCAGCCCAGCCUGAGGAGCCCGAGCCCACAAAGCCAGUAGAGGAGGAUGUUCCCUUACUGGUGAAUGAAGAGGCGACUGCCUCUCCCAGUGUCCAGGAAAACUGCCGCUUCACACGCUCAAUGGCUCGGCUUUCAGGAUCAGAUGAUGGUGGGAAAAACCCUCAGGAUGAUGUUCGGGCCUCUCGCUCAGCUGUGAAACGUGCAGCUGCAGAAGCAGCAACAGAAGCACUCAGCACCCCCAAGAAGAAGCACUCGCCUCCUAAGAAGUGCCUGACCGGCAUCACACCCGGCAUGCGCUCCUUCCUGCACACGGUGCAGAAGAACCAGCUACUAAUGAUGACUCCAAGUUCUCUUGGUCGUACCUCUGUCAUGAAGUCCUUCAUUAAACAGAGUGGGAAACUUGACGUUAAGUUGAGCACUGGCUCAGUGGAGCGGGAGAAACAGAAAUGGGAUGCUCUUAACAAGAAGAUUGAACAAGAAAAUGAAAGAAAGAAAAAAUUGGAAGAGGAGCGGAGGAAGAAACAAGAAGAACUUAAAAAGAAACGGGAUGAGCGUUUGAAGCGAGUAGUGGAGGCCCGGGUGAAGGGAGAGAAGGAGAAGGAGCUGGAAAAGAAAAAGAAAAUAGAAGAAAAAAUGGCACAAAUCGAGAAGAAAAAUGACAUGCUGCGUGUGGAGCGUCUUGCUGAGGAGAAGGCUAAAAAGAAGGUGGCAACUAAGCGUCAAGAGGAAUUAGAACUUCGCAGGAAACAGGAAGAAGCAGCACGAAAGAAAAAGCUGCAACAAGCUGAAGAGGAAGAGAGGCGACACCAGGAGCUGUUGGCCAAACGUAAAGCGGAAGAGGAGCGGGAGAAAGCACGCAAACAAGCUGAGGCUGCUCGAGCACUGGAGCUCAAGAAGGAGCAAGAGAGGGAGCGAGAGAAGGAGCGAGAGCGAGAGCGACAGGCUGCUGCUGAGAGGGAGCGAUUAGAGCGUGAGAGAAUCGAGAAGGAGAAGGCCAUAGCUCUUCAGAAAGAACUGGAGAGAGCAGCCAAGGAAAAGGAGAGGAGAGAGCUAGAGGAAAAGAGGAGGAAAGAAGAGGAGCAGAAAAGGGCUGAGGAGGAGAGAAUGGCCCAACAGAAACUUGCUGCUGCACCCCCUACAGUCACUACCGUUGUAAACCUUCCUGUCAGCAAAGCUUUUAACACCACAAUUACACACAGUCCUGCACUAAAUGUUACUGUAGAUAUUGAGCGAUCAGUCAUGAAUACUCCUGCAGGCAAGGGGACCCCUCAUAAGACCAUUGAUACAGCGUCAGGACUGAAUGUUACUGUAGAUGUAGAGAAGUCUCCUCAGUCCUACCAGAUUACUCCUAAAGGCAAGAAGGUUGAUGUUUUGGUCAAUCCAGAAGACUAUGGCAUGGACCAGAACAGUGAUGACUCGACUGACGAUGAGUCAGCACCCAGGAAACCCAUCCCUUCAUGGGCUGAGGGCAUGCAGCUUCAGCAAGCUAUUAUGAAGCAGUAUUAUGACCCACUGGAUCUACACUCCUACUUUGGGGACGUUGAGCAGCCCAAACUGGAGAAGAUUUUUCAAAGGAGCAAACCACGCUUCUUCAAGCGCACAAGCUCUGCUGUCUGGCACUCCCCUCCACACAUGGGUGCCCUGCACAACUAAAUGGAAACUGUCUGAGCAUUGUCUAUUUUUCUUUUCUUUUUUUCUGUCUUUUUAUGUGUAAGCGUUUUAGAUUUGUGUUUAUAUAAAACAUGGAUUUCACUUAAAUAAAGUGCUAUAUAAAGUGUAUCAGAAGUAGAGUAAUACAAGAUCACAAGGGUUUUGCUUUAAAAUGCUGUGUACACCCUCAUACCCUUUUUUUUCCUACUUUGAUUUUAAUUUGCAGUAUUUAUUAAUACUGUUUGUACUGUUUGUAAGGAGGCUUCACACUUUCAGUGUGAAGGGAUGCGGUCUUUGGGAUACAAUCUUAUGGGUUACAAAAAUCACUAUGUAUGUAAUGUAAACUCUGCUUAACUUUUUUUCCUUUUUUUAAUGUUGAAAUGAAGCAAUUUAAUUGCUCAGUUUGUGUCUUUUU